Molecule: messenger RNA, 4362 nt
Organism: Myripristis murdjan (pinecone soldierfish)
Lineage: Eukaryota; Metazoa; Chordata; Actinopteri; Holocentriformes; Holocentridae
Gene: usp6nl
Product: USP6 N-terminal like
Exons: 15
Coding region: 292-2997 (901 amino acids)
Biological process (GO): regulation of GTPase activity
Molecular function (GO): small GTPase binding; GTPase activator activity
Source: RefSeq, a predicted model, not a curated record
GAGCUCAGAUCAGCCCGGCGGGCGGCGCAUUGCUACCUGGCUGGGAUCCUGCAGGCUUUUCCAGCCGGAGUUUGAGAAGUGCUCUGGACUUCCUGGUACGGGACCAUGGACAUUUUCUGCUCCACUUUGGCCGGGCAAAACCCCGCAGCGAUGUGAUAGAGGCGGACGCGUCGAGUUGAGAGAGCAAGGUCAUGAGUGCCUCUAGGAAAGACCCAGUGGAGAAUAACCUCACCUGUCCAAAGCCCCGCCCUACCUGGGCCUCGCCCUGCCCCCCACCCCUGGCCUCCCACUAUGACGUCUGAUACUGAGCACGAUGCGGCAGAGAAACUUGAACAGGAACGGGCCGAGAUAGUCGCCAAAUAUGACAAGGGAAAAGAGGCCACCGUGGAGCCCUGGGAGGACACUAACUUCCACCUGUACAAAGUCAUCGACCGCUUUGGCUUCCUCCAUGAAAAUGAGCUGCCGUCCUAUGACUCAGUGGAGGAGAAGCAAAAACACACAGAGGUGGAGAGGACCACCAAAUGGCUGAAGAUGCUGAAGAGUUGGGACAAAUACAAGAACAGUGAGAAGCUGGUGAGGAGGAUCUAUAAGGGAAUUCCCCUGCAGCUCAGAGGGGAGGUGUGGUGUUUGCUCCUCGACAUUCCCAAAAUAAAGGAGGAGAAGAAAGACUUCUAUGAGAAACUGAAGGUCAGAGCGAGAGGACUUUCCCCUGACAUCCGGCAGAUUGACCUGGAUGUGAACCGAACCUACCGGGACCACAUCAUGUUCAUGCAUCGCUAUGAUGUCAAGCAGCAGGCUCUGUUCCACGUCCUCACAGCCUACUCCAUGUACAAUACGGAGGUGGGCUACUGCCAGGGAAUGAGUCAGAUCACAGCGCUGCUGCUCAUCUACAUGAAUGAAGAGGAUGCCUUCUGGGCCUUGGUCAAACUACUGUCUGGGCAGAAGCAUGCCAUGCAUGGCUUUUUUGUCCCUGGUUUUCCAAAGCUGAUGCGCUUCCAGGAGCACCAUGAUCGUAUCCUCAAGAAGAUGAUGCCUAAACUGAAACAGCACCUGGACAACCAGGAGGUGUUUACCAGUCUCUACACCAUGAAGUGGUUCUUCCAAUGCUUCCUGGACAGAACACCCUUCACCCUCACCCUAAGAAUCUGGGACAUCUAUAUCUUGGAGGGCGAGAGAGUGCUGACCGCCAUGUCCUACACUGUCCUCAAACUGCACAAGAAGCACCUGAUGAAGCUGUCCAUGGAGGAGCUGGUAGAGUUUCUUCAGGUGACUUUGUCCAAAAACUUCUUCUUUGAGGAUGACUUUGUGAUUGAGCAGCUACAGAACUCCAUGACAGAGCUCAGGAGGGCAAAGCUGGAGCUGCCCGCACCAGGUAAAGAGGAAGAGUUUCCCAAGAAGCCUCUAGGGCAGCUUCCUCCUGAGCUGGCAGCACCGGUGGCAAAUCACGUGGCUAAUGGUCAGAGCCAUGCUGAGCCAGCCGAGCCUCCCAGGGACCCCAGUCCUCUGCCAGACCGCCAGCGGGACAGCCGGCCCCCCAGCCGGGCACGUCGGGACUCCUUGGACAAGCUGAUCCGCCAGCACAAGGCUGACAGGAGGGAGUCUCGCAGCAGGGGAUCAGGUGAGAUUCCCACCGAGCAGCGAAGGCAUCCCACCCCCUUGGCUUCCACCAUCACCACUCCUGAGAGGGGGGUGACGCCGCCUCCAGCCCCAACCCCAACCCCUACCCCAGCACCACAGCACAUCCUAGCAGCGGAGGGUGGGAGGUCUCAGAGCCACGCCUCUGCCAACAACUCCAACGCGGCCUUCAGCUCUCGCAGGGAGAUCACUCCCCGCUGGGUCAAGCCCUCUGAGACCAAACUGGAGGCAGCCAAAGCGGCGGCCAUCGCAGCAGCAGCCCGAGACACCCAGCUGAGCAGAGGAGUGUCCCCGGCCCCCUCCAGCCCAGAUGACCCCAUGCUGGCCCACCGCCGGCCCCGCUCCAGGGGCUUUGUCCCCGGUUCCAACCGCGGCUCCAAUGCCUCUCAGUAUGACAAUGUGCCAGGACUGCCUGAGCAGGACUUUGAGGUCAUGGAGCUGGAGAGACCUCCGUCCAGAAUGAGGACCCUUCGUAGCGAAACCUCCUUCAGUACGUCGUCCCUCCACCAGAACAGCCCUAGCCGCACACCCAGCCACACUGGGAGUGUCAUCGCCAUCACAACAGGGUCCAGGAUGGCCAAACACCCUCUUCCCCCACCACUUUCCCUCAACAGUCCAACAGGGGUCCAGGCAGGCUACCCCAACACGCAGUCCCAGUACCACACCCCUCCCCAGCAAUACUCCCCCAACAGGCCAACCAUGGUGCCCCUCUUCCAUCCCUCCUACAGCGUAAACAUGGAAAACAGGGGAGAGGACAGACUCUAUGCUCCACCUUCCCGAAUUCCCCCCUCCAGCCUGGUGUAUGGUGGGGACCGGGCGUAUGCCACCACUCAGCGCCAGCCCAACAACCUCUCCCCAGAGAAGGCUCUUAUGAACAACUCCUAUGCCACCUACCGGAAGCAGCCGCCUAGCUCCGCCCAUGACCUGCAAAACGCAAGGCCUCCUCUUGAGCGCCCCCUGCAGCUGGAAAGCCCAGGCAACUCCACCCCCGUCUACCUGCGCCAGCCCACUCGGCUCAACUCCACCACACAAAUCUACACUCAAGCAGACUUCAGGUUCGAGGGGCACCGGAGAGGUGAGCUGAACACACACUACCAGCCAGAGGGGCUGGAGCGGGCGGAGGACGAGCUUCCCCCUCGGUCGCCCGGAGGGAUGCCCCGCUCACCCAGCUUCCAGAGGGCCCAAAUGUCUCCCGUCCAGGAGUUCACCUUCCCCCCAAGCCCUGACGACCUGCUUCACUACAGGACACAGUUCCAGGAGCAGCAGCCCGUAAUAAGGCAGCAGCUUCCCCAGCUAUUCGGAGGACCACACUACAGGCACGCACAGGAGGCGUUUGCCAUGCAGGAGUCCAUGUUGCUGUGACUGGAUGAGGGAAUGAGAGAGAGAGACAGAAAAAAGAUGGAGGGACACUGAAAAAAAAAACAAAAGUGUAGUCACUGACACUGUGGCAAAGACAAGCAGUAGUCCUAGCAUUGUUAGGAACCUUGUUUUGUUCUGUCGCCUUGUGCUUUAUGUGUGAAGUACUGACCUUCUGACCGUCAUGCUGCAUCGUAAAGCUGCAGGACACACCAGCCUCUGACAUUUUUAUUGAUCAUGUUAAAAAACAAAAAAACUGACUGAAGAUUUUAUUUUAUUUUUGGAUGUAAAUCAUUAAUGAGAGGUGACAGUAUAUAUAUCUUUUAGAGUUUGAAAUGUACAGUAAUUUUUUUUGUUAAUAUACUGAGUUGUUAAACUUAUCAGUAGUAGGGGAACGUUCUCCUAAAGAGCAAAACUCAGAUUUAUCUUCUUUUUCCAUCUUUAUUUUUUUAUAUGUUAGCUCCAGAUAUUUACAUUAGAGGCUGAUUUACUCUAUAUGCUUGUUAAUAUGUUAUUUUUCAAAGAGAAGAAAUAAUAUUAUGUCAAAAGAUUAGAGAAUUAGAGGCAGUGAUGACUGGGUCACUGGAAGUCAUGAUUUCCAUUUCGAUUUUGAAGCUCCCCCAUUGUAUUAAGACCAGGGUCAUUUUUUACUUUUAUUUUCAUUUUUCAAGGAGAUAAUUUUGUUAUUGCUUUGUUUCAGCAAUAACUGUUAUUCCUGUUGUGCAAUGCAUUUCUUAUUCCCUCAUGAAGUACAGUGCAUUGUGUAUUUACAUGGAUUUGAGGCCAGUGUAGUUUUUAGUGAAAUUCCUACUCAAGGAAUACUGUGCUAUUUCGCAAGGGCUCCUGAGAUCCCAUUUUUGUUUGUGUGUUUUUGAUGUGAUGGUUUAAAAUCCUCUGAUUUAUUAUGUAACCAUAGGUAACACAGGUUUGAUAGAUGCUGUACUGUAUUUUCCAAAUCUUCAGCACAUGCAGCAAGAGAUGGUUGUGAGCUAGUAUAUGCAGCAAGUUUGCUUUAGUUAUGUCUUAUUAUUCUCAACACUGUCAUAUCAACUACUGUUCAGCUACUGGCACUUAACACUGGCAUAGGCAGUCAUCCCACACACACACACACACACACACACACACACACACACAUAUACACAUACACACACACUACAUAGUCACCCCUGUGUAAGUCACACAUUUCAAUACUUAAUCGAGUAUCAUAUUUGUUUCAAACAUUUGUUUUGAAAAAGUUGUCAUUCUCAAACAGUACUGACAUACUGUUUAUUACAUUCCCCUAAGUUAUCUUUUUUUUUUUUUUUUUUUUGAACAACUAACCGCAGACGACUCUGAUACUUUGCUUAAUAAAACAGAUGGGGUGAAAAUGAA